UUAUUUAGUUGCCCUUUAAACUAUCUGUAAUGUGAGCAAUACCUGGCAGAGAAGUAUGGGACAUCACUCACCAGUUUGCUAAAUGACUAACGAUUGAAAGAUAUUUGGAAAUGAGACUACAGCCAUAGUAAAUCAGUUGGCUCUUGCCACUUACGCUGGACUUGCAUUCAGUAGUAUGACAGUUCAAAUCCAUGUCUGGUCAUCCAGAUUUAGAUUUUCCAUGAUUUCCAUAAACUACUUAAGGGAAAUGCCAGUUCGGGGGCAACUUCAUGAAGGAAAUGGCAUGCUUGACCAGAGGAACCUAUAGACAAGCAUAGAUAUUAUUCUUUGUUGGAGGAUGGGUGUUUUUUGUGAAGCAGCUUUUCCGUGACUAUGAAGUUCACCAUACCCUGGUGCAGCUUAUAUUCUCUGUUACCUUCUCCUUGUCAUGCACAAUGUUUGAGCUGAUAAUAUUUGAAAUUCUUGGUAUUCUGGACUCAAGCUCAAGAUACUUCCACUGGAAUGUUGGAUUGUAUCUGAUGUUGUUCAUGGUGAUAGUACUUAUACCAUUUUAUAUUGGCUACUUCAUUCUGAGUAAUAUUCGUUUUGUGAGACGACAACUUAUUCGACCCCUUACUGUGCUGAUCUGGUUGGUUUACAUCUACUUCUUCUGGAAGAUUGGAGAUCCAUUUCCAAUACUGAGUCCCAAACAAGGCAUACUGUCCAUUGAGCAGGGGAUCAGCAGAAUAGGAGUUAUUGGAGUCACUGUGAUGGCCCUGCUAUCAGGAUUUGGUGCUGUUAAUUACCCUUACACAUCAAUGGCUUGCUUCAUCAGGCCGGUUGAUCCAAAGAAUGUCCAGGCUGUGGAGAAACGACUGAUGCAAACAAUGGAUAUGAUACUAGUCAAGAAGAAGAGAAUAGCUCUUGUUAAGAGGGGUACACUAGCAAGUAGUGCAAGAAUGGGAUCAGGAAACACCAGCAUCUGGAGUAUGUUUAGGACUGUAACUAAGACCAUCAGCAGUAAUAGUACAGAAAAUGUGUCUCAGCUGAAACAAGAAAUAGCUGGACUGGAGGAAUUGAGCAGGCAGCUUUUUCUGGAAGCACAUGACCUGCAUAACAUGCGGGAACGAGCUGAGUGGUCCAAUACAUGGAAGGGGAAGUAUUUCAACUUCCUUGGAUACUUCUUCUCACUUUACUGUAUGUGGAAGAUAUUUAUAUCAACUAUCAACAUAGUUUUUGACAGAGUUGGAAAGAAAGAUCCAGUAACCAGAGGCAUUGAAAUUGCAGUACAUUGGGUCGGCAUUAAUAUUGAUGUGACUUUCUGGUCACAACAUAUUUCAUUCUUUCUUGUUGGCUGCAUUGUGGUCACUUCUAUUAGAGGUCUUCUUCUGACACUUACAAAGUUCUUUUAUGCUAUAUCCAGCAGCAAGUCCUCGAACAUAAUUGUUCUCAUUCUAGCUCAGAUAAUGGGCAUGUACUUUGUGUCAUCUGUGUUGCUGAUGCGGAUGAACAUGCCACCAGAGUACCGAAUCAUCAUUACACAAGUCCUGGGUGAACUACAGUUUAAUUUCUACCACCGUUGGUUUGAUGUCAUUUUUCUUGUUAGUGCUCUCUCAUCAAUUGGCUUCUUGUACCUUGCUCAUAAGCAAGCUGUGGGUGAUGGUGGCUAAAAGCUGCCAGCAUAUGGCAGCAAUCGGAGCAUAAUGUGUCAGUCAAGAUAUUAAUAUCUCUAAGGCUGCUGUUUUAUGGAGGUAUUGUCAUAUUUUGACAUUUAUGUUUGUUCAGGAAUAAUGUAACAUCAAUCACAAACAAAUAAUGAUGAUUCAUUUUUUAGAAGUCACUCUGAGAGAGAGACAAUUAAUAAAAAUCUGUUUUAAUCUUUCAGUCAGCAAAAUACUUCCAAACAAUGAAAUUUGCUUUAUUAAAUUUUAUAAUGUUAUUAUGGUUUUGUUCUUAAUACCAUCUAUUGCAUCCAGAUGUUGCAAUACAUGGAACUGACUGAAUAUUGUGAAAUUCAUGCAACAGACUGGUAAUUAAUAAAUGAUACUGCUAACUAUUUGCAAUUCCAAUAGCAUAGUGAUGAAGAAAACUAUAUCCAAAAAUAUAUCAAAUGAGGAUGUCAAACUGUGUGAUAUCAUUCUAAAAGUUGUUAUUGGUAAUUUCAGUAGUGAAGUGUUUUGUACAUACUAAGUUUCAGGUGACUGAUGAGUCACAUAUCAUGCAUCAUCUUCCAAAACCUUCAUUCAUUUGUUUGUGUGUGUGUGUGUGUGUGUGUGUGUGUGAGAGAGAGAGAGAGAGAGAGAGAGAGAGAGAGAGAGAGAGAGAGAGAGAGAACAAUCUAACAAUUUCAUAGAUGUGGGAAGGAAUUAUUUACUAAAAUGUAUUAGAAAUUGGGUUCCUCUGCUGCUCUUGUUAAAUUACACCUGUAAUUUUAUGCUUCUAACAACAAUACAGUGCUUCACUAGGAUAGGAAAUUCUUUAUUAAUUGUGUAUUGCUUUCUGAAGAUUUGAAUGAAGUAUAGUGGAAUGAAUGUCUACAUAGAGAGGCACUGCACCUUGAUUCGGCACUAUGUAGUCACCGAGAAGUGCGUGUGUAGCCUAUAGUUCCGAAGAAGCAAUAUUCUCAGUCUUGUUCAUGUGCUUGUUGAUGGCUCAAUGUCUCAGCUAUUCAGCUUUACUACUCCCAUUAUUUCUCUUCCACCAAGGACUUUCCAUUACCAUUUUAAGAUGUGAGUUAACUCUAUAUGACAAUAACACAUUUAAACAGAGCAUAAAAUAUGAGUGGCCAAUACUAUACUAAUUUCUGUUUUUAAUCAUGUAGAACCAUGUUUUGUAUACUGAAUGUGAAUAUAAAAAUUAACUGAGAAUGAUUGUGAAGAAAGUGAAGUGUAUGGGUCAGUCAACACCGUCAUCAAGUGUAAUUAAUGAGAUGUGUGAGAGUUAAGACAUGAAAACAAACAAACUACUACAAAGAUGAUACAGACCAUAACUGAAGAUACCUUUUUCUGUACUUCAAGUUUAGUGGUCAUGUUUAAAGGAAUGGGUAAUCUGGUAGGUUAGCUAUUCAUUCAUCAUCAGGAUCUGAUUUGUUUGUCCCUGCUAGAAGUUUUUGAUAUAUUUGCAUACAGUUGUCUUCAGAAAUGUUCAUGCACAACCUUUGUUUCUUGUACUUCAAGAUUUCCUUUCUUUUUGGGCCCACGUCAUUAUAAUAAUCUUUGUGGCAUAAUUUUAAAUAAUUAUGGAGACCAAAUGUUAAUGCACUUGUGGCUUAGGACUGCUACAUAUGGCUUGUUUUCUGUCCAAUGCUCUAUAAGAAACUGUCACACUUCCAAUAUUCAUUUUGACAUCUCUAAAACGUAUUUCCAUAAACAAAUUUUGCAAGAAUAAUACAUGAAACUAUAUAAACUUAAACAUACCUACUUCUCUGUAUGGUUCAUGAUGUAUACUAGAACACUCAUUGUCAGUGUCCUUUGCUUACCUUUCAUCAAUAGACCACCUCUUCUGAUUCAUCACCACCUCCUGUGACAGCAUUAUAAAUAAUAAGAAUGAACACACUUGGCAAAAUCUCUGAUUUACUCAUCAGUUAACUAGUCAGCUGAUUGUCUUCUAAGUUUCCUGCUACCUGUUUCCUCGUGAUGACUGGGUGUUGUGUGAUGUCCUUAGGUUAGUUAGGUUUAAGUAAGUCUAAGUUCUAGGGGACUGAUGACCAUAGAUGUUAAGUCCCAUAGUGCUCAGAGCCAUUUGAACCAUUUUUGCUGUUUCCAUUUGAUUGUUGGCAGCUGUGGUGGUUCCAGAGAUAACCAGAGAGAAUGCAAUAUUUAGCUGCCACUUUCACACAUCUUAAUUAGACACAUCCCAGAAAUUCAAAAUGUCAAAGCAGUUCCAUAGUCAGGAAAAGAGUGUAGGGGUGCAGAUGCAGGAAUCCUGCAGUGAAAUUCUAGGAAAAGUCCUAAUGAAGAUAGUUUGCCAUUGCUUUCAUCCGACUUGUUAUUAAGGAUCAUGCAUGUAACACGGACAACUGCGAGGAGGGCUUGUACGAUGUCUUGUUGUGUUUUUGUUGUGAUGGAUGAAGUGAAGGGAGAGGAGGAAACCCAUUGCUUGCAUAUAGUCUAUUCCUCUUGAAUAGCACCAAGGGAGCCGACUUGCUUAACAUCCCCCUUUAACAGACGACCACCAUCAACAGUUAUCAUAUGCCUUCACUUCAUGAGACACUGCAGAGAGGUUUGGAAUUUAAUCAAGGACAUUGACACAGGGACUGGUGGUCAGUGACUUUCCACCACCACCUCUCCUCCCCUUGCUGGCCAAAUAUCGGCAUUGCAAAUUUUCUACCAUCAGGAUUCAAAUUGGUUCACCCCUGAGUUAAAUGCCACUGCACAAGCAUACAUAAGUGAUCUCAGCUAUGCAGGUGGGUUUUCGCAGAAAUUACUUAAAUGAAAACUGCAGUGGUUUCUAGGAACUGAGGGACUGAUAACAGAAACACAAAAUGAACAUUAUGUAUAUCUGUUGGCACUGCUUACAUUGUUAAUGGUUCAGCAGUUCUGUUCCACAUAGAGAAACUCUGUAUGUUCAAUUACUGUACUUUGAAUUUAGUGUGAUGGUGGAAAACUGAUUGAAAGCAAGCAAGCAAGGGUUUAAAAGGAGACACCCACCCACAAUAAAGAAGAAUUACUAAACAGUAGAUAGGCAUACAAAGAAGAUGUCAGUGACUUGCUUUCUUCAUUGCAGCAUAGUGGGUUUUCUCAUGCCAUAUUUGGAAUGAGAGUAAAUAGAGCAAUUUGAGUGUGUGUUAUCUAUUUAAACAGCUUGAUGUUAUCCUUUUUGUAUCACUCCAUGUCUGCUAGUUCCUCUUUCUUAUCAUAUGCUCUGUUAUCCAGUGCUAUUAACAUUUUCCUCUUAAUUUGCUGAAUAUAUGUUCCCUCUGUUGAUGUAUAUACUUUCUUCACUGAAAGUAUCCAGUCUUUGACAGGUAGAGAUCAUGAGUCAUGGUAGACUGUGAAUACAUUUACCCAGUGCUUGAUUUGUAAAAAAAGAGGUUCUGGUACUGUUACUUCCUGGGGAGGAGGUGGGUGAGAGGGUGGAUUGUUUUUGAAAUUUAGACUUCUUAAAGUGUUAUUUUAAUGCUUUCUGCACAUUUUAAAUGUCAAAUACAACAUUUGUACUGGUAAAAAAUAAGUUAUAUCGUACAAUACCUCAAAAUCUGUGGUUCUUAAUUUUUUUUUUUUUUUUUUUUUUUUUUUUUUUUUUUUUUUUUUUUUUUCCCCCCCGGUAUGGAGUACUGGUGUGUACUGUCAAAAUCAAGCACUGCAUUUAUCUGUUUGUGCCAUGUGUAGAUUUCUUAUGGACCUAUGUUGUGUGCUGCAAAGACUACUGGUGCUAUAAGCUAUGGUGAAAGACAUUUUUAGUGGAAUUUCUUGUACCAUUGCUACUGUGAAAUCCUUUGCAGAAGAAGAGCACCAGAAUAUUAAAAAAAUGUAAUUAGCAUUUAUUUUGUUUCCUCUCACUUUUGUAAUGAAGGUUGUGUUACAUGUUCAUUCAUAUCACAUGCUUCACAAAUACCUCUAAAUAAACUGUGUUCACUGUGGCCUAUUAUGUAGAUAUUCAGUUGUGUUCAGUGCAUUUCAAAUUGUUAUUAUGUUAUAAAAUUGUAAACAUUCCUCCAUUUCCAAGUACAUAGUUCUAGCAUGUGUAAUUUGUGAAUCAAGUGGGCUGUGCUUAUUUCCUUAAAAGGCUUUACCGCAUUGUGUUCAAAAUGAAACUCGGCAACAGAGAGAGAGAAUUUUUUUAGCAAUAUUUCUUGUACUGUUUCUGUAUUGAAACUGCAAUUUAUGCAUCGUUAUUGUAUCAUUUUCAUUCAGCUUACAUAAAGGAAAGUUUUAUAGA
Molecule: messenger RNA, 5859 nt
Organism: Schistocerca gregaria
Lineage: Eukaryota; Metazoa; Arthropoda; Insecta; Orthoptera; Acrididae
Gene: GPHR
Product: Golgi pH regulator A
Exons: 10
Coding region: 435-1649 (404 amino acids)
Biological process (GO): intracellular pH reduction
Cellular component (GO): Golgi cisterna membrane
Molecular function (GO): voltage-gated monoatomic anion channel activity
Source: RefSeq, a predicted model, not a curated record